AAGCUGCCAUGGAGCAUUGCCUAACAUUAGGAACACAUGUGAAAGGCUGCAUCAGUCUCACAGAAUACCUCAAUCACUCAAAAUCUACGCGCAAACAACUCCUGUUGAAGAAAAUCACGGAGCUAAGUUUGUGCCUCUCGCAAGAUCCUUAUGGAAAUUAUGUUGUGGGUGCUGCUCUCCAGCUCGAAAUCCCAGAGGUCAUUUGCAAUAUAUGCCACCAGCUUAAAGGCCACUAUGUGCAUCUAUCAACAAAUAAAUUCAGCAGCUUUGUUGUUCAAAAAUGCCUAGUUCGUCGGACUGAGUUUGUGCUUUUGGAGCUGCUGGAAAGCGGCAAGCUAGGCCAAGUUGCGUUUGAUCCAUAUGGGAAUUACAUCGUCCAGACGGCAUUGGAAAUGACAAAGGGUGUCCUCAAACUCCGUCUGAUCAAUGUUCUUCGGCCACAUUCCCAGAACCUUCAACUCCAUCUGCACGGACAGAGAAUCUUCCAUCUGCUUAGUGGAUCAGUGUGGAAAUGACCGAGCUCAAUCAAGACGGUGUGAGUAGUCUGUGUUUUGGUCGUGUGAAGAUGUACGUUUAGGAUUAGUUGCACAUGCACCUUCUGUGUUGGUACUGUCAAUUGAGUAUAUAUAUAUUUUUGUGUGUGUCUGUGUGAAGUGGAAAACUCUGUAGA
Molecule: messenger RNA, 670 nt
Organism: Magnolia sinica
Lineage: Eukaryota; Viridiplantae; Streptophyta; Magnoliopsida; Magnoliales; Magnoliaceae
Product: pumilio homolog 12-like
Exons: 3
Coding region: 9-515 (168 amino acids)
Biological process (GO): post-transcriptional regulation of gene expression
Cellular component (GO): cytoplasm
Molecular function (GO): mRNA binding
Source: RefSeq, a predicted model, not a curated record